This is a messenger RNA of Mangifera indica (mango), 1567 nucleotides long. RefSeq names its product auxin-responsive protein IAA27-like. The coding region runs from base 205 to 1233 and encodes 342 amino acids. Gene Ontology annotation, biological process: regulation of DNA-templated transcription. The transcript has 5 exons. NCBI's taxonomy places the organism in Eukaryota, Viridiplantae, Streptophyta, Magnoliopsida, Sapindales, Anacardiaceae. Gene Ontology annotation, molecular function: protein binding. Gene Ontology annotation, cellular component: nucleus. The record is from RefSeq and is a predicted model, not a curated record.
AUCUUAUCACUCCGAAAGGUAAGUUUUUUGCAGUCCUAAUAUGAAAGUAAUUUCAUUUUUAAUUUUUAGAUGGGUGGCAAAGUUGCUACUUAACAAAACCGGCUCUUUCUCUUUCUCUUUCUCUUCUGCUAAUUCUGAAGCUCUUCAAAUCUUCUCCUUUGUCUGUACUUAGUGUGUUUGUUCCAUUUGAGCUCAAGAACUUUGAUGUCUACACCACUUGAGCAUGAUUACAUAGGCCUAUCAGAGACUUCUUCCAUGCAAAGAAUCUCUGAAAAGCUCUCUUCUCCUUCUUCUUCUUCUUCCUCCUCCUCCUCAACUGAGCCAAACAACAACUGCAGCAACAAAAACAAAACUUGUCUCAACUUCAAAGAGACUGAGCUGAGGCUUGGCUUGCCGGGUUCAAACUUUCCUGAAAGGAAACCACCAAAUGGGGUUUCUCUUUUUGGGAAAGACAUUGAAAACAGCACUAAUGGGUUCUGUGUCACCCCUAUGAAGAAUAUUGUCUCUGGGGCAAAAAGGGGUUUCUCUGAUGCCAUUGACGGAUCUUCUGGCAACUGGGGUCUAUCCAUUAAUGGUAAAUCUGACGCUGCUUUGUGUAAAGGAGGUGUUCUGUAUUCUCCUAGAGAUCGUGUUUUGGAUGAUAAAAGUAAGAUCAUAAAAGAUGCUGCAGAUGUUGUGCCUCUGUCUCCAAAGCCAACAGUUCAAGAGAAGAAAAAUCAAGCUCCUGCUGCCAAUGAGCCAAGUAAUGCUCCUGCUGCAAAAGCACAGGUGGUGGGAUGGCCACCAAUCAGAUCAUUCAGGAAGAACACCAUGGCCUCUAAUUCAGCAAAGAAUAAUGAUGAUGCUGAAGCCAAGUCAGGAUCCGGGUGUCUCUAUGUAAAAGUUAGCCUGGAUGGUGCUCCAUAUCUAAGGAAAGUUUAUCUCAAAGCCUACAGCAAUUAUAUGGAACUCUCAUCAGCCCUUGAGAAAAUGUUCAGCUGCUUUACCAUAGGCCAGUGUGAUUCUCAUGGACUUCCAGGGCGAGAUGGCCUAAGUGAGAGUUGUUUGAUGGAUGGUUUCCAUGGUUCUGAAUAUGUGCUUACAUAUGAAGAUAAGGAUGGCGAUUGGAUGCUCGUGGGUGAUGUACCUUGGGAUAUGUUCACUGACAGUUGUAGAAGACUAAGAAUCAUGAAAGGUUCAGAGGCCAUCGGACUCGCUCCAAGGGCAAUGUUGAAGAGCAAAAACCGAAGUUAAUGGUAAAGGAUGUCUUGAAACCGCCAAAAAAAAGUAGUUUCUGAAGAUCCUCCAAGUGUUUUUAGUUCAGCAUUUUGCUCAAGAAUUAUAUAUGUAUACAUAUUAUCAUAUAUCACAAGUUUGACGUAUUUCAUUAGUUAUUUUGGGGGAAACUUCCUACUAGACAGAAAUAUUGCUCUGGAGAUAUUCUUCUUUAAGUUUGUCUCAAGUCUAUUUUUGUUCCUCUUUGUCUUUUUUGUGCAUUGUAGUUGAUGUAUAAAUGGAUGAUGGCUUGCUUAUUAAUCUCUCCCGUCUUUCUCAGCCUUCAGAAAGGGAAGCUGAUUGGCAUUUGUAA